GAAAAGGGUUUCAUUUCGUGUCAUCUGGAACAACGAGAGAGAGAGAGAGAAACUGAAGAAUGGCUAUGGCGACCGUUCGAUCCGCUCUUCUUCGAACUGCAAUGCGCGGAAGCCCUAAAGCUCCCGCCGUUCCCAAGAGAGGUUUUGCUUCUUCUGCCCAUCACGACGAAGCUGCUGAGGCUUCAAAGUGGGAGAAGAUAACUUAUUUGGGAAUUGCUACAUGCACUGUUCUAGCGAUCUAUAAUUUAUCCAAGGGUCAUCCCCACCAUGAUGAUCCUCCUGCUUAUGAUUACUUGCACAUUCGCAGCAAAGAGUUCCCAUGGGGACCAGAUGGCCUUUUCGAGAAUAAGCACCACUAGGACUUCCAUGGAGAAUUUGUUUCAUAACUGUCCCUUGUUUAUUUCUGUUGGAAAAUUGCCUAAAAGAUAAAAAAGACAGAUGAAUUUUCUGUUGUAUGCCAGAAGCAAGUGUUUCCAUUUUCUCUCCGGAUGGUAGAUUCUAUCAGUUUGGUCUUUACGAGAUCUUCAUUGUAUUGGUUUAAAACGCCUUUUACUAAUAAGAUCGAUCCAUGACUUGGAAUUUUAUUGCUGAA
Molecule: messenger RNA, 592 nt
Organism: Carica papaya (papaya)
Lineage: Eukaryota; Viridiplantae; Streptophyta; Magnoliopsida; Brassicales; Caricaceae
Product: cytochrome c oxidase-like protein
Biological process (GO): mitochondrial electron transport, cytochrome c to oxygen
Cellular component (GO): mitochondrial inner membrane
Molecular function (GO): enzyme regulator activity
Source: RefSeq, a predicted model, not a curated record